This is a messenger RNA of Corythoichthys intestinalis (scribbled pipefish), 1490 nucleotides long. It is a transcript of the gene styx, whose product is annotated as serine/threonine/tyrosine interacting protein. NCBI's taxonomy places the organism in Eukaryota, Metazoa, Chordata, Actinopteri, Syngnathiformes, Syngnathidae. The coding region runs from base 144 to 815 and encodes 223 amino acids. The record is from RefSeq and is a predicted model, not a curated record. Gene Ontology annotation, biological process: protein dephosphorylation; negative regulation of SCF-dependent proteasomal ubiquitin-dependent catabolic process; negative regulation of protein binding. Gene Ontology annotation, molecular function: protein tyrosine/serine/threonine phosphatase activity; F-box domain binding. Gene Ontology annotation, cellular component: cytoplasm; nucleoplasm. The transcript is spliced from 11 exons.
GGGCAUCUGCGUGUGCGUUGUCUGUGGGGUGAACAGUAUGGCAGACAUGCAUGUGAAGGCUGGCGGGGAAUUAUAUCGACUUUUCAGCUAACCCUAGCCGAGAGCUUAAUCGGGUCGCGAACGUGGCCAAACACUUCAGCGGAAUGGACGAGGAGAUGAAGCUCCAGUUCCCGUCUCUGCCCGCCACAAAAGAAGAGCUCCCGGACUGGGCUUAUACGAUGAGAAGAGAAAUGCAGGAAAUAUUACCAGGACUGUUCUUAGGUCCUUACUCUGCUGCCAUGAAAAGCAAACUGCAGAUCCUGGAGAGAGAGGGCAUCACGCACGUCGUGUGUGUGCGGCAAGACAUCGAAGCCAAUUUUAUCAAACCUAAUUUCCCUCAUUUAUUUAGAUACCUUGUGUUAGAUAUUGCAGACAAUCCUGUGGAAAAUAUCAUAAGAUUUUUCCCUACAACUAAAGAAUUUAUUGAUAACUGUUUAGCAACAGGAGGAAAGGUACUAGUUCACGGUAAUGCAGGGAUCUCAAGAAGUGCUGCCUUAGUGAUUGCCUACCUAAUGGAAACAUUUGGAAUGAAAUACAGGGAUGCAUUCAGUCACAUCCAGGAAAGGAGGUUCUGUAUAAAUCCAAACAUAGGAUUUGUUAAUCAGCUUCAGGAGUAUGAAGCGAUCUACCUCGCCAAACUGACCAUUAAGAUGAUGUCAUCCAUGCAGCUUGGCUGCUCCUUCUUACGAGGAGGCAUGCCAGGAAGCCGUAAGCGCAGCCUGGAGGAAGAGGACGACUUUGGAGCAAUGCAGGUCACAGCAGCACAAAAUGGAUGAGCCUUGCUUACAUUUAGUCACGUGGCACAUUGCACUCUUUCUUUUUACAUUUUUAAUGAGAUUAAAAAUGUAGAUAUUUGAACCUUUUUCUAGCGAAGGGGGGGCGGGCGGCACUCAUGUCUGAGACAUGGAAGUCUAACGGGGAUGAUUUUUGCCGUUUCUUGAGCUGUAUGCACUGAUGGGGAGACUUUUUGCAGUUUUAUAGUAUUUAAAGCAUUUUUGCAUUUGCAGCGGGACAGUAUUGCAAUAAUGCACGUUCGAUACUUGAAUUUGUGGAAACUACCAGAUUGGGGCAGGAAAAGGGAAAGUGGUCACGACGUCGCCCAUCGAAGGACUUACAAAGAGGGAUAAUUGAUGCCUUAUUUUGGUGUCAUAAGAUUAACAUAUAUAUAUCUGUCUUAAUGUUAGGAAGAAAUUGUUGCAAAAUAAAAUGACUGAAUGAAUUUGAAGUUGUAUAUUUCAUCUUAACCCUUUACAGGGCACUCAUUUAUAAAAAUAAAACAUGUUAUUAAGGACCACAACCAGACUCUUUAUUCAUUUUAAUUUCAUUAGUUUAACAUACUAUAAUAAAAUUGUAUUCAUUUGUUUAAAAAUGUACUGUAAUUUUUGGACUAUAAGGAGCACAUGACUAUAUACUGCACCCACAUUUUAAGAACUUUUUUCAUAUGUAAGCCG